Messenger RNA from Hypomesus transpacificus, 1429 nucleotides. It is a transcript of the gene c1qtnf5, whose product is annotated as C1q and TNF related 5. The record is from RefSeq and is a predicted model, not a curated record. Gene Ontology annotation, molecular function: protein binding. The transcript is spliced from 3 exons. NCBI's taxonomy places the organism in Eukaryota, Metazoa, Chordata, Actinopteri, Osmeriformes, Osmeridae. The coding region runs from base 239 to 994 and encodes 251 amino acids.
CACCCUCUCUCUCCCACCCUCCCUUUCUCUUUCUAAUUGGCUUUCAUUACCAUUUCCUGACUGAGGUCUUUCACUUUUCCCAGACUCCUCAGUUUCGGCAACAGAACACUUUCACCGUGUCCCGUCAGCUGCAUUCACGGCUGUUCCUCUCCUUCUCCACUCCGCUGUUCCACUCAACCUCCACUUCUGGACCUCAACUGGUAAUCCUGCACUUGUCUUUAGUUUGAGAAGUCGCCUAAUGAUGACAUUGCCACAGCUCUGGCUUGUGCCCCUCCUCCUGGUUCUACAGAUCCACCUGUCUGACCUAUUAGAAGACAACAAGAUCCCGCCCAGCCUGUGUUCUGGCCAACCAGGUAUCCCAGGCUCUCCUGGUGUCCACGGCCACCCUGGCUCACCAGGAAGAGAUGGACGGGACGGGCGAGACGCUGCCCCUGGGGAGAAAGGCGAGCGGGGAGACAGGGGAUACUCAGGUGAGACAGGACCCCGAGGGCUGACCGGCGACAGGGGAGACCCGGCGCCGAAGGGUGAGCGGGGGGAGGCGGGGGAAUGCGCCGUCUCCCCCAAGUCCGCCUUCAGUGCCAAAUUAUCUGAGGCUCGCUCCGUGCCCGUUGCCGUGGGCGACGCCGUCCGCUUCGACAGCAUCGUCCUGAACGAGCAGGGAGAUUACAAUGCGGAGACGGGCCGCUUCACCACCAAAGUCCCAGGGGUGUACUACUUCUCCGUCCACGCCACCGUCUACCGCGCCAGUCUGCAGUUUGAUCUGAUGAAGAACGGCCACGCGAUGGCGUCCUACUUCCAGUUCUACGGUAACUGGCCGAAGCCGGCCUCGCUGUCCGGCGGCUCGAUGCUGCACCUCGUCCCGGGGGACCAGGUGUGGGUCCAGAUGGCGCUGGGAGAGUACAGCGGAAUCUACUCCAGCUCCAAGACCGACAGUACCUUCUCUGGGUUCCUGAUCUACUCAGACUGGAAACACUCACCUGUGUUUGCAAAGUAAAGAAAUGUGUCAUGGUGAAUACCGUCAGUCCUAACUGACGUUCCUGGACGUUAAAAAAAUAUUACAAAGUUAUGCAAGUGAUGAUAAUAACCACAGGCGCAGCGCUAGGUUACUGUAAUGGUGGAUGGUCAGAGAUGCAUAGCGCCCUAAUUUGGAGAGCAGCUGCUAGCUUUGUUUAGUCUGUCUGUCUGUCAGACUGUUUGUUUACCUUCCUGCCUGCCUGUCUACCUGCCUGCCUGCCUGCCUGCCUGUCUGCAUUCCAGGUGAGUAACCAACUAACUUUCCUACCAGAUGUUCUGACGACGGCCUGAACCCUCCCUUGUCCUCCCACAGCACCCCUGACCCAGGCCUUAACAUGUCAUCAUACUAACAACCCUGUAAAUCCUAGCGUGUCACCCACCAGUUAUGUCAAUAAAUAAAAAUGUUCCGCUUUCA